AUGCUGCUGCUUGUUCUUCUUCUAUUCAUUUGCAAAUCUGAGUAUUGUUACUCAAAUAAUGCUAGCUGCAUUGAAGUGGAACGAGUUGCUCUUCUCAGGUUCAGGGAGAGUCUAAUUGAUUUAUCAUACCGUCUUUCUAUCCCUGAUUGGUUUGUAACUUUAAUAUGGGCUUGCAGAGUAAUAGAUCUCUCUAAAAAUAAUAUUAGAGGAGAACUCCCCAUGAGUGAUGAAGUUAGUUUCCUAAGUGUUGUAUUCAAGUUUUCAAGCAAUCAUUUGACUGGUGAAAUUCCAAAGUGGUUGUGCAGUUUAGAAUUUUUAGAGAUCCUUGAUAUUUCUUCAAAUAAGUUGUCUGGAGAAAUACCUUCGUGCUUUGGAGAACUACAAGAGUUGAGAUAUUUAAAUUUGGGGAAUAACCAAUUAUUUGGUCACAUUCCAAAUUCAUUGGGAUCUCUCGAUGUCCUCUACUCUUUGCACUUGCAGAACAACAAAUUUGAAGGAGGACUCCCUUCAAGCUUGCAAAAUUUACAAAGCUUGAUCACUUUGGAUUUAAGUGAAAAUGGAUUAAUGGAUGUUAUUCCCCCCCUUGGAUCGGAGAAAACCUAG
Messenger RNA from Ipomoea nil (Japanese morning glory), 603 nucleotides. Its product is annotated as leucine-rich repeat receptor-like serine/threonine-protein kinase At1g17230. NCBI's taxonomy places the organism in Eukaryota, Viridiplantae, Streptophyta, Magnoliopsida, Solanales, Convolvulaceae. The record is from RefSeq and is a predicted model, not a curated record. The transcript has a single exon. Gene Ontology annotation, molecular function: protein binding. Bases 1 to 603 code for a protein of 200 amino acids.